UACAUGUGGGCCUACUCCCAAAACGAUGAUAUACAUGUACAGUUAGCAAUUCAUUGAAAUGUGCGAAUAAAACAUGGGUCUUGUGAGUUGUUUACGCAGUCGGUGUCUGGGUUUGGGACCCAGGAUGUCUAAUAAUGUGAGGUCUUGGUGCAGACGCUAUGGUCAGGAUCUGAUCAAGAGACACCAAACCACCGAUGCAGAGAGGGCAUUGACCGCAUUCCCUGCAGGAUCCAAUGGCGAAUUCAACCUACCAAAAGAUUUGACAACUGUUCUGACUCGAGGGAAAGACUACGAGGUAUGGGACACAACAGGGAAACGAUAUCUGGACUUCUCUAUGGGGUGGGGCAGUGUACUUGUCGGGCAUGCGAGGGGAGAAGUUCUUGAAGCGGUCACGCGUCAAGCUGCGAAGGGCUCCAACUUUGCUUACAUCAACGAUCAAGAAUUACAACUGGCUGAAGAAAUAAUCAAACUAAGUCCGGCCGUAGAGCAGCUAAGAUUCUGUGCAUCGGGUACGGAAGCGACGAUGUAUUGCGAGCGUCUGGCCAGGGCAUUCACCGACAGGACAAAAGUGCUCAAGUUUGAAGGUGCUUACCACGGAGGCAACGACAUCGGAGUCACCAGUCUAUUCCCGCAUCGGUUACGAGAAUAUCCAGAACCAGAUCCCACAAGUGCAGGUAUAAGUCAGUCAGUUGACAACCACGUCUUGGUUUCUCCAUACAACGAUCUGCAUCAAGCGGAGAUGUUUAUAGAUCGUUAUGCUGAUGACCUUGCUGCCGUGAUCAUGGAACCAUUCCAUCGGUGCACGAGCCCGAAGCCAGGCUUUCUGGAAGGCAUCCGGGCAGUCACGCAGCGUAACGGGGUGCUUCUCAUAUUUGAUGAGGUAGUGACUGGUUUCCGUCUGGCUUAUGGCGGUGCCCAGGAGUAUUACGGCGUGGUACCAGACCUGGUGGCGUAUGGGAAGGCUCUAGGUGGUGGAUAUCCCAUUGGUGUGUUCGGGGGAAGGGAGGAUAUUAUGGGGCUUGUCAGUGAAGAUCGCAUGGGGUCUGAUAGUCGCUACGUAUGGACAGCGUCCUCUCUCGGCGGCAACCCGAUAAGUUGCAGCGCAGCACUCGCUGCACUCUCGAUUUACCGCCAAAAAGGAUCGUAUGAACAUCUGCACAGCAUUGGCAAGUAUCUACGUGCCGGUAUGGCGAAGUGUUUAGCUGAUGUCAAUCUUCCAGGUCAUGUGAUAGGUGACGGUCCUUUGGCGCAGAUAUUGCACUGCGAGACUCUCGUUCAUGACUACAGGCAGCAGAAGUUGCAAGAAAACGCGGAGCAGAGACGCGCUGUUAUGAUUGGUCUAUUCAGACGAGGAGUUUUUCUCAAUCCGAUGGGCACCAAGUUUUAUUUAUCACUGAAGCACACCGAGGAAGCGUGCGACCAGUUUCUGCAGCGCCUGGAAGAUGCACUGUUAGAGUAUAAAGGACAACGAACAUAAGUGGAGUGCAUGCACCCUAUAGUGGCGCUAUGCAUGCAGCCAAGAGCAAUGGCAUGACCUGCAAAGCGCAAUUAAAUUUCUAAAUCUAUUGUCAGUAUUCAAGUACCGUUACGUAUGGGCAUGUCGCCACAUAUCAAUAGCGGAUCUAGAGGGGGUUGGGGGGGGGGGGGGUCGCAACCCCUCCGAUCAGCCGCUAUACCUGUUAUGAAACUAGUAAAAUUGGGCCAACAUAGUAAGUGGAAUGCUAAAGUUCCUAAAUUUAUUCUCAAAUUGCCUUAUACAUGAGAAAGCAUCGCAGAUUUCCAGGAGGCAA
Patiria miniata (bat star) is the source of this 1790-nucleotide messenger RNA. RefSeq names its product glutamate-1-semialdehyde 2,1-aminomutase-like. The record is from RefSeq and is a predicted model, not a curated record. Bases 74 to 1477 code for a protein of 467 amino acids. Gene Ontology annotation, molecular function: pyridoxal phosphate binding; transaminase activity. Lineage: Eukaryota; Metazoa; Echinodermata; Asteroidea; Valvatida; Asterinidae. The transcript is spliced from 12 exons.